CCGAAUAUAACAUGUGAAUACGGUAGUCGACGCCAACUGUCGGGGGCGUAGGACGUGAUUUGUUUUCAGCUCGUUUUUAUUAUUCGUUGCUGUUCGGCCGUACGCACGCACACGCGUUCCAAACACAUAAUAUUAUUAUUGCCAUCAUUACAAUCGUGUCUUCGUCUCCGUCGUCGUCGACUGCUUGUUAACGGUGUUUUCGAAGCGGCCGAGAGGAGAGAUGUGCUUUUGAGAUCUCAAAAAACAAUCCAGAUUUCCUGAGAAUUGGUGGUAUAAUGGAUACGGCAAUGGACAACCCAUCUUAUUUUGCGUUGAACCAAGGGUUACGGAGGGUUGUCCCGCUGGUUGAUAGGCAGAGGAUGGCCAGGAACAAAACAGAGACGGGAUCGAUGGGCAGGACCAGAAAGACAGAUAGGAGCGGUAACAAGUGCCUAACGAGGUCUUUUAGCGCUAACAUUGAAGAAGCCAGAUUACUGGUGAUGGGACAACCUAGGCCAGCAGACGUAGCACCAUCAGUUAAGCACAGGAGACACGCUAGCACCGGUCACAAGGAUUCGCUACAACACGAUUUAGUUCACUGUGAUUUACAACCAGACGGUGACGUAUUCUUCAGUAGCAGUGGUGACGUACGGUACAGCAACCUGAAAUCGACAGUUCGAGGGGGACGAAGACACUCAAUAAGCUCGUUUGGAAACUAUUCCAGCAGGCGCCCGUUAAGUGACUGCAUGGCGAAAGCUCCUCGAGUAGGCGACCUCAAAGGCAUGAAAUCCGACAGUUUGGACAUCGUUAUCGUCUCGAGCGGCGACAGCGAAGCCGCUAUGAUGUGGAUUAAUUUCCUCAUUCAGUGUUUUCAACAUUUCAAUCAAAAGGAAAACAAAUCACAAUACAGAAUUCAAAGAGUGAGAUUAGAAGAUGUGUUGUCUGAUGUAAUGUCAGCACCACGCCAGGAACGGUGUAGUCAAGCCCGGCUACAGAUUGUACUGGUUUGUCCGAUAUUUUUAGAACGAGUGCUCGCACAUACUGGUCGUUCUGAUUGUCUAAGUGCAUUGCUGCAAACCAAUCGUAUGUUGGCUUUAUUGGUUGGUGUUUCAGAAACCGAUGUAACUGAUCAACACAAGACCGUACUGGUGGACUACGACAAGUGGAGAAAAAUGGCCGUGAAAGAUCAAGAUCGAGAAUCUGUUGGUGAUUUUUACGGAGUGUCUAUGGAUAUUCUUAGUAAAUCGAUGCAUAUUCAACAGGCAAUUAGUAUACCCGAAGAGGAUACAAAAUUCUCCAUUACUCCCAAAAAGAUAAAAAUUGGUCAAAAUAAACUCAUCGUUUUAUUAUCAGAGCCAUUAAUAUCGGAAGACAAUGUUGUAAUCACUGUAGACAAAAACGGACACAAAAUAGAAGUGACAAACGUGACAAGAAGAAAUCCGUAUACGCUACAAUUUAAAAUGCCGCUGAGUUGUUUACAAGUAUCUGUCUUGGUAAACGUUAUCGUUGAAAAAAAUGGUCAGCCGUUGGGCCAACGUUCGGUGAAGUGCGAGAGCCGCAUGAGAGAACUAGAUCAAUUAAUACGUUCGUUGGACAAUCCAUUAAAUUUUUUGUGCCAAACGUUUGGCUUGAACCCCGUCGAUAGAGAGCAAUUAGAUUUGUUUUUGGUCACGGCUUAUGUGAAAAAUGUUCCGCCCAAUUUCCAUUUACUUCAACCCGCUGGAUCUCGAUUCCAAUAUUGUCACGAGGAAUAUCCGACCAUGUUGCACUUUGCCGCCAAACACGGGCUGGAGAAACUGUCGUGGCACUUGCUGGAGAGCCCGGGCGGCGAACAGGCGUGUCAGCUGCGGAACGCGUCGCAGAUGACUCCCGCGGACGUGGCCGAGGCGUCCAACCACCAAAAGCUCGCCCAGGCGCUGCGGGCGUACGUGCAAAUGACCGAGCUGACCAGCAUGUACAGCAUACUCAAAGGCAUAUCGGACGGACACCACCACCAGCAGCCGGCUGGCGGCGACGACCCGGACGCCAACUACAUGCUGCCACGGCCUCUCAACGACAGCUAUCUGGUGCCGCCCGCGCCCAGGCCGGUGGCCGAGCAGCCGACUACUGCGGUCCAUCCGCAGCAGCAGCAGAACCACGGUUACACGAACGUGGGCUCGCCGCUCACGUCCAACGCGACCAUGUUCAACUAUCAGAUACCUCCGCCGCCGCAGUCCAUUUUCGCCACCAAUUACCAGGUGCCCACCAACGGCCGGCCGUACAGUCCGGCGGGCGGUUCGUGGUCCCCCACCCAUUCGGCGGUGCCUUCCUCGCCCGUCGACCCGGCCCCGUCGCCGUUGGGUUACUUGGAAAUGAGCUCCAACAGUCUGGGAUCUGCCAAUUAUUUGCGAGGAAAUCUAUCGUUAAACGAUAGUAUCAUUAACAAAUCAACUGGCAAUAGAUCUAACGAUUUUUCGAUUUCUAGUUCUCGUGGCAGUAAUCAAAUGUUAUCUACGCCUCAAGAUGAGCUAUUGGAAAUUAUACACGAUUUCAAAAAUAACGUUCUAACCAUUAACGAGGUGGAAAAUCUAGUCGAAACGUGGAAAAACCGAAAUGACGUGCAACAGUCUUUCAAAGAGAAACAGGAGCAAUUAAAUCAAAUGAGAAAUGAAUAUGAUCGAAUACAACAACGGAUGAAAGAUCAAUUGAAACGACCUACUCCGUUCGAUCGCAUCAAAAAAUUCUUUGGCAAAAACAAAUCAAAACAUUCUGAAAUUUCACAAGAAAACUUGACGAAAAGAAGUGGUUCAGAACAUCAUUCUAAAAGACCAUCUAGUAGUCUUAGUCUACAAAGUUCAAGCAGUUCUACUUCUUGUGGUCGAUCUAGUACUGUAAGCACAAGCAGCGUGAACGACAACCAUACAAUCCAACAGGAUAUCUUGGACGACGGAAAGCCUUUGAAGUCGUCUUUCUCGUACUUCGAUCAGCCACAUUCGUUCUCGACGUUCCUUCAGCAGAGCAGCAAAGCGACUGUCGACUUCGCGGGUCACGAUUACGGCAACGUCGUGUACUCACCCGUGGGUUCAGCGACCGCUGAAACUAUCAUGGAAGAGGAAAUUGAUAUGCCGUCUUGUAACGCUUCCCAGGCGCUUGGCGCUUCAGCCCUCCGGUGCAUGACCGGAAUCGCUUGCACGAUCGCCACUUCACCUACGACGGCUGAGAAGUCCGAACACGACGAGGCAGCCGGAUUUGAGCAGUCUUAUAGCGGAGGUGGCGGCGGUGGCUCUGUUAGCGGUGCCGAUUUCGAAAACGUCGAAGACAAGGUGCAAAGGCUGUUCGACAACAUGCCGGACUACACGAACGUCACAGUUUCUGAUCAAAACUCUCGCAAAUACGCGCCAUUGCAGACGUAAACGCAAAAUCCGUGUACGGCUACUCGCCACCGAAUUAGUUUCGCAUCUUCCCAUAUGAAUCUAAUAUUUAUACUAUACCGUUAAUGGGUAUAAUAUAAUGAUGUAAAUAAUAUUAUAUUUUUGUUGUGCUGGACUAUGAGAUUUUAAGGAUCGAUAGUACAAUAUUUUCUAGCCUAUCGAAAUCUGUGUAUAUUGUAAUAUUAAUUACAAUACAUAUAAUAAGACAUGAUGAUUUAUAUAUUAAUUAAUAUUAAAAUAUGUUUAAAUAAGUUUUUACGAUACGUUUUAUACGUAACGGACUGGAUAGUGAUAAUAUAUUAUUAAAUAUUUUUAUACUGGUGACUAAGGUUAAUAACAUUUAAAAUUUGAGGUUAAACAUACUAGGCGUAAUACAUCCAGCAAAAAUGUGUAAAUAUGUGCGCGCUCCAAAAAUUAAAAAUUGAGCACUCUGAAGUUUGAACGUUGUAUAUCAUUUUAUUUGUGAACCUAUAAUAUUGUUA
Melanaphis sacchari is the source of this 3871-nucleotide messenger RNA. It is a transcript of the gene stumps, whose product is annotated as phosphoinositide 3-kinase adapter protein 1. The transcript has 17 exons. The record is from RefSeq and is a predicted model, not a curated record. Lineage: Eukaryota; Metazoa; Arthropoda; Insecta; Hemiptera; Aphididae. Bases 276 to 3371 code for a protein of 1031 amino acids. Gene Ontology annotation, cellular component: cytosol. Gene Ontology annotation, molecular function: fibroblast growth factor receptor binding; transmembrane receptor protein tyrosine kinase adaptor activity.